Messenger RNA from Drosophila ficusphila, 2397 nucleotides. RefSeq names its product spermine oxidase. Gene Ontology annotation, molecular function: polyamine oxidase activity. The record is from RefSeq and is a predicted model, not a curated record. The transcript has a single exon. Bases 132 to 1592 code for a protein of 486 amino acids. NCBI's taxonomy places the organism in Eukaryota, Metazoa, Arthropoda, Insecta, Diptera, Drosophilidae.
GAGAGCAGGAACUAUUGAAAAGUGGGAUAAGAGCGAGUGAAAGUGAAGAAACACAUUUAGUUGCGUGACGAGCGUCGAAGGUGAAACACGGCCGGUUGUUUUGAGAAAUUUAAGUUCACGUUUUAACCACCAUGAGCUCGGCAUCUCUACGUCUGCUGAGUAAAACCAAACAAACCGCUCGAAUUGUGAUCGUGGGUGCGGGAUCCGCGGGAAUAGCCGCUGCUACUCGUCUUCUGGAGUUGGGAUUCCCGAAUGUCCUUCUCCUGGAGGCAGAGGAUCGAAUCGGAGGUCGAGUUCACACGAUUCCCUUUGCGGAUAAUGUAGUUGAUCUGGGUGCCCAGUGGUGUCAUGGCGAGAAGGGAAAUGUGGUCUACGAACGAGUCAAGGAUCUUGAUCUCCUGGAGGUCACGGAACCCCACUACGAAACGUUUAAGUGUGUGCGCUCCAACAAGGAAGUCCUGCCCGAGAAUAUAGCAGAUCAGCUGAAAAGUAUAGCAGAUAACUCGAUUCCGGACAGGCAGACUGAGCUCCUGAACUUCGAGGGCUCCUUGGGUGACUACAUAAACAUGAAGUACUGGAAGGAGCUGGCCAAAAUCGAGCCCAUUGACCGCACAAUUGCCGAAGAGUUCCUGGAGGUGUUCCACAAGUUCGAGUCUUCCGUUGAGGCGGCGGAUCACCUGUUCGAGGUCUCCGGAAAGGGUCACCUGGAGUACUGGCUCUGCGAGGGCGAACUGCUCCUCAACUGGCGGGACAAGGGUUACAAGAGAUUCCUGCGAUUACUCAUGAAAGCCCAGGAGGAUAAUCCCGAUGAUCUGGGCAUUCUCAAGGGUCACGUGCUGUUCAACAGACGAAUUGCCCAGAUUAAUUGGCAAGGAGCGGAUGAGCUGGUCCUACGUUGCUGGAAUGGUGAGGUCAUCACCGCGGAUCAUGUGAUAUGCACGGUUUCCUUGGGAGUUCUCAAGGAGCAGCACACCAAGCUCUUUGUUCCCGCUUUGCCAGCUGAAAAAGUGAGAGCCAUAGAGGGUCUCAAGCUGGGCACCGUGGACAAGCUCUUCCUGGAGUUCGAGAAUCCCCCACUGCCAGCGGAUUGGCCUGGUUUUAACUGCCUGUGGCUGAGGCAGGAUCUGGAGGAGCUGCGGGCCUCCGAACUCUUUUGGCUGGAGAGUGUGUUCGGCUUCUAUCCGGUUUCCAGGCAGCCACGCAUCCUGCAGGGUUGGAUCAUAGGACCCCAUGCCCGACACAUGGAGACGCUCACCGAGGAGAAGGUGCUGGAGGGUCUGCUCUGGCUCUUCCGCAAGUUCCUGCCCUUUGCGAUGGCCCAUCCGCUUCGGAUGCUGCGAACCCAGUGGCAUGCGAAUCCCAACUUCCGGGGCAGCUACACCUUCCGCUCCACUUACACGGAUGCGUUGAGAACGGGCGCCUGGGACCUGGAAUCGCCUCUCCAGGAUGUGGGCGGCAGGCCACGCCUCCAGUUCGCCGGGGAGUCCACGCACAAGCACUUCUACUCCACGGUCCACGGAGCCGUGGAAACGGGAUGGCGCGAGGCGGAACGCUUGAACCUCUACUACCAGUCGAGAACAGCUCGGCUGUGAGCAGCAGGUUUUCCAGCCGGGAAACGUUUUCCACACCCGUGAAAUCGAGAUUGGCCACAGGCAAUGGGGUGUGAAAACUUGAGAUAUUUAUUUUAUUUAAUUACUUAGUGCAUUGCCAUUAAAACCUGCUUGGAAAUUAAAAAGAAUUUUCAAGUUGUGUGGAGAGUGUGACCUUGUAAAGGAGUUUCACAUAAAAGAAAAAAAUAAAUACAAAUAAAGAAUAAGUUAAAUAAAUAAAUUUGAAACUCAUUCUUUAUGAACCAUACAAUUUGAUUUUAGGAAAAUUUCUUGUUAAUUUUUCUGAUAUCUAAUCGGUAAAUGCGGCUAUUUUAAGAAGGGUCAAGGCUUUAAUCUCUAGUCAAUUUUAAUGAACCAUUUUAUAGCUGCAAUCAAUAAGGUACUUUGCAAGAUUAGAUAUAAGUUGUGUAUCUAAUUUGUAGUUGAUCAAUAGCUUAGCAACCAAGGAAAAUAGGUUUAAUAAUUUACGAUAAUUGAUUAUUAACGCCUUUACAUCUCUAAGUAGUUGACUUGAAAACUUAUGACCUAGACUGCCAAACCUAAAACAAAUGUGAUGUAAGCUUUGGCUUACAAAUCAAUUUACUGCUUUUCCACAGUUCGUUAAUAUUUUAUGGCCAAUUUUAAUGUCUGAGCUCAGACACAAUAACCGUUUUUCUGGCAUGUCUGUUUGCCUGGGUCUUGACUCUAUAAUAAAAAGCAGUUCUUUAAAUUUCAAGGCAUGCAAUGGCAAACAAAUUUCAAGCGCAUUCGUAAAAAAAACCAAAUAAAAGCCAAACAUGUUGACCAA